AUGAGGGCCUUCUCCUACCACGCCGCCGUCAUGGUGGCGCUCACGCUGGCGACGCUGCUGGCAUUGCUGCGAGUGUGCGCCGCCGGCAACCCGCCGUUCUCGUGCGGCCAGGGAGCCCCGACGCAGGGGUACGCGUUCUGCAACCCGGCGCUGCCGACGGCGCAGCGGGCGGCGGACCUGGUGGCGCGGCUGUCGCUGGCGGAGAAGGUGUCGCAGCUGGGCGACGAGGCGCCGGGGGUGCCGCGGCUGGGCGUGCCGCCGUACAAGUGGUGGUCGGAGGGGCUCCACGGGCUCUCCUUCUGGGGCCACGGCAUGCACUUCGACGGCGCCGUCCGCGCCAUCACCAGCUUCCCGCAGGUGCUGCUCACCGCCGCCGCCUUCGACGAGCAGCUGUGGUACCUCAUCGGGCAGGCGAUCGGGACGGAGGCUCGGGCGCUGUACAACCUCGGGCAGGCCGAGGGGCUCACCAUCUGGUCACCCAACGUGAACAUCUUCCGGGACCCGCGGUGGGGCCGCGGCCAGGAGACGCCCGGCGAGGACCCGACCACGGCGAGCAAGUACGCCGUGGCGUUCGUCCGGGGCCUGCAGGGCAGCUCGCCGACGGUGCUCCAGACCUCGGCGUGCUGCAAGCACGCCUCGGCGUACGACCUCGAGGCCUGGAACGGCGCCAUCCGCUACAACUUCAACGCGAGGGUGACGGCCCAGGACAUGGCGGACACCUUCAACCCGCCGUUCAAGAGCUGCGUGGAGGAUGGCCGGGCCAGCUGCGUCAUGUGCGCCUACACCAUCAUCAAUGGCGUCCCCGCCUGCGCCAGCAACGACCUCCUCUCCAGGACCUUCAAGGGAGACUGGGGCUUGAACGGGUACGUUUCGUCGGACUGUGAUGCGGUGGCGCUCAUGCACGACGCGCAGUUCUACAGGCCCUCGCCGGAGGACACGGUCGCCGUCGCCCUCAAGGCCGGAUUGGAUUUGAACUGCGGGAACUACACACAGGUGCACGGCAUGGCCGCGGUGCAGCAGGGGAGGAUGACGGAGCAGGACGUGGACAGGGCCCUCCGUAACCUCUUCGCCGUCCGGAUGCGGCUCGGGCACUUCGACGGUGACCCCCGGGGCAGCGCGCUGUACGGCGGCCUUGGCGCCAAGGACGUGUGCUCGCCCGCGCACAAAAACCUGGCACUCCAGGCGGCCACGAGCGGCAUCGUCCUCCUCAAGAACGACGCCGGCAUCCUCCCGCUUCGCCGGGGCGCGGUGGCGUCCGCCGCCGUCAUCGGCCAUAAUGCCAAUGACCCCGGCGCGCUCAACGGCAACUACUUCGGCCCUCCGUGCGAGACCACGACGCCGCUGCAGGGGCUCCAGGGGUACGUGCAGAACGUCAGGUUCCUGGCCGGAUGCGACUCGGCGGCGUGCGGCUUUGCCGCGACGGGCCAGGCGGUGGGGCUGGCGGCCUCGUCGGACUACGUGUUCAUGUUCAUGGGUCUGAGCCAGGCGCAGGAGCAGGAAGGGCUCGACAGGACGAGUCUUCUGCUGCCAGGGAAGCAGCAGAGCCUCAUCACCGCAGUUGCCAACGCGGCGAAACGACCGGUGAUCCUGGUGCUCCUCACCGGCGGUCCGGUUGACGUGACAUUCGCCAAAUUGAACCCCAAGAUCGGUGCAAUUCUGUGGGCCGGCUACCCUGGUCAGGCCGGCGGGCUCGCCAUCGCCAGGGUCCUCUUCGGAGACCACAACCCCAGCGGCAGGCUGCCGGUGACGUGGUACCCGGAGGAGUUCACCAAGGUGCCCAUGACGGACAUGCGGAUGCGCGCCGACCCGGCCACCGGAUACCCUGGCCGGAGCUACCGCUUCUACCAGGGCAACGCCGUCUACAAGUUUGGUUACGGCCUCAGCUACUCCAAGUUCUCUCGCCAACUAGUUGUCUCCGGUAAUGGUAACAAAGCACCGAACACGAAUCUGCUCGCCGGCCUGGCCGCGACGCGAACUGCCGACGGCGGCGCGAGCUACGUGGUCGAGGAAAUCGGGGCCGACGGGUGCGAGCAGCUCAAGUUCCCGGCAGUGGUCGAGGUGCAGAACCACGGCCCCCUGGACGGGAAGCACUCGGUGCUGAUGUUCCUCCGGUGGCCCAACGCGACGGGUGGGCGUCCGGUGAGCCAGCUGAUGGGAUUCCGAACCCAGCAUAUCAAGGCCGGCGAGAAGGCCAGCCUCAGGUUCGACGUCAGCCCGUGCGAGCACUUCAGCAGGGCGAGGGAGGAUGGCCAGAAGGUGAUCGAUGGAGGCUCACAUUUCCUCAGGGUCGGCAAGGACGAGCACGAGAUCAGCUUCGAGUCCUGA
Messenger RNA from Triticum turgidum subsp. durum (durum wheat), 2325 nucleotides. The record is from the annotation of a GenBank genome assembly. NCBI's taxonomy places the organism in Eukaryota, Viridiplantae, Streptophyta, Magnoliopsida, Poales, Poaceae.